This is a messenger RNA of Spinacia oleracea (spinach), 10194 nucleotides long. RefSeq lists its product as uncharacterized. The record is from RefSeq and is a predicted model, not a curated record. Gene Ontology annotation, biological process: meristem development; meristem maintenance. Lineage: Eukaryota; Viridiplantae; Streptophyta; Magnoliopsida; Caryophyllales; Amaranthaceae. The coding region runs from base 5383 to 6309 and encodes 308 amino acids. The transcript has 2 exons.
AUGUGGGACAUCUCUUGCACAUAUCGCUGGAGUAUACAUAUCGUUGAGCUAGUAAAUAUUGCAAUUUGAGUUUCAAUUAAUCCAUACUAGUUUGUGCUCGUGCUAUUGCACGGGGCCUAUAAAAAGUAUAAAACUCCCUUAAACCACGAUGUUAACUAUAAUGUAUAUUGUGUGGCAAACCCAUAACAUAUCUAAAUAUUAAUGUGCCUUAACCAAAAUAUAAAACCCGAAGUAAGAAGCUAGGAAGUAUCAAAAAUUAAGUUCUAGAUAUAUCCAUGAUGGUCUAAAAAUAUUUGAUUCUUAUAAAAUUGACUAUGUGGAUACUAUGAAUGGAGAAGGGAGACUAAUUUUUAAAAUGUUCAUUACUUUAAGAGCAACAUGUUAGUUGUGAUUUUGUUAAGAAUUACCAAAAUAGUCUGCGACUUUAUCAAACACCAAUAUUUUGGUCUUGAACCUAAUAAAAUAUACUAAUAUUUUACCUUUUCUCUUUCUCCAACAACAAAUUCAAUACUAACAACAUUUAUCAAACUCCAAAAAUUUCAUCUCUCCCCUACAUCAUCUACACUCACCUACAUUUAUUUAACACAACAAAUUUAGGUCAUUGAAAUUAUUUUGUAAUUAAAAAAAGAUAAUCAAUAUUUGUGGUCCCCCAUGUCAAACUUUCCAUACAAGAUUUUGGUUUUUCAUUUGGUAUUCAUGAACACCAAUUUUUCUUUGGUUUCAUUCUCUCUUUUUCUUUCUCACUCAUCUCUCUACCUACUUUAUUAUUCUACUAGCUAGUCUUAUAUGCACGCGAUGCGUGCGGGAUUAUACAAAAACUUAAAAUUGCACACAUGCCUAUAUCAAAAUAUUGACGCUAUUAUUCAUUUUGAAUUUAAUUUUGGAAUUCAAUUUAGUGUCACAUUAUUGAUACAUCUCAAAUACUAAAUCACAUUUCAAUAUCAGAAAUUACAUUGAUUCAUGUAGUGAAUUACAGCAAUUAAACAAUCUAUUGGAGUACAUGAAAAUCUUUCAAGUGUAACAUUAAAACUUAUAUCAACUUCAUACAUUAGAGCAAAAAAACAUAAUUUGUUCAUCAACAUUCACAUUUACUAAGGUAAAUACCUUAUCUAUAUUCUGAAGUAAAUGUAAGAAUUCACUUCCAAGGGAUUUGAGUAUCUGAAUACAUUAAAUUACUAAAAAAUACAUUCACAUUUCUAUGAAGAACCUGUGAAUCUGUGAUGAAAUAUCUUACAGCUACAUUCACAAUAAGAUACUCCUUUGUUGUUGCUCUGACGGUUGUGUUUGACGUCCCUUUUGUGCAAAUUGGUCACUUGCUUGCACAGCCUGCACAUUGUUAACGUACUUAUACUAAGUUCUGAUCUUGGUAUAAAGUAAUAAACACACAUUUCAUACCUCGUGGAGAAUUUAGUCGGAUGUAUACAAUACUAAUACACUUUCUCAGUGAAAGCAUAAUUCUUUUGCUACAUAACAGUUACCCAAGUCAUAUUUAACUACAUAACAAUGAAAGCUUGAUUCACUGGCAAACUUGAUAAACAUGCUCUAAACAUGAUCCUUGUUCAGCUUUUAAUCAGUGGCAAACUUAUCUCAUAAAGUUAGUCUCAUGGUUUCAAUCAUAAUUUCAAAUAAUAUAAAGAGUAAUAAAUCCUUUUUGAAAUUAGCAUAAUUUGUAAAAAGUAAAAAACAACCACGAACAUUAAUAAAAUUCUAGCUCGUACUACGUGUUGCAUAAUAACACAUCUCUCACAAGUACUUGUUUAAUUUACCUACUCCUUGUGAGGGGGUCGAAAAAGCACGAGGCUAAUGCGUGACCUCGUCCCUCGUGGGUGUGACGUUUCUUUUUGUCAAAUCAAGUGUAAUUGGAUUUCCUGUGAGUUUACACCCAAUUGACUAGUAAUAUAGGAGUCGCCAUUCAGUUUUUAACGACAAUGAGAAAAACUGACAAAACCCGGUUAUCGUGACAUAAAGGGAGUGCAAUUAUGUUUGACCACGACGGCCGUAGGUUCCCUUGUGAUCCCUGGUGUGGGGAUCUCUCAACAGACACCCGCAAGGUAGAGAUUGAGGGUUCGGGGGACUGUAACUACCGAGAGGAGUACUCGCUCUUCGAUAACUCCAGAGGCAGGAUAUCCUUACUAGCUCAGCAUAAAUAAUUGAAGGGACAUGCGUUAACUAUUAAACUAAUCUGAGUUGAUUUUAACAAUAUGCAACAUAUAAUACUAGAUCGAGCGCGAUUAUCUGAUUUAGAUUGUAUUAAGGGACCUAGCAUGAUAAUCCAAUUUCCCAAAAUGUUAUCUUUAUUAGGCGUGAUAGAACAAUCAGAUUUAAUUAGUUUAAGAGUUCAUAAAAGGGCGAGGAAAGCAAUUAAAUCAUAGAAAAGGGACACAUUACGACGCACCCUUGAGAGGUGCGUCACGGUUCUCAGAAAACUAACCACUUUGACUUUGCUAUUUCUCCUUCUAUUUAACGAAUCUCAAGUUACGGGACAGGAUACGUUCUGUUCGAUUUUUGGAUCGAUUGCGACAGAACGUGUGAUCAAUUUCGCAGCGUGAGGCUUAGGCUUAGGGGUUGGAGUCAAUACUCAGAAUAUGAAUUGUGUGUGUCUUUUUCACGUCGAACUUGGGGCUAUAUUUAUAGAAAAGAGUUCGUGGAAAGAUAGAAUUGUAGAACUCUAAUCCACGAGGAAUUAGGAAAGAACACGUCCCAGGUAAUUUCAGCGCCCAGGGCUGGGCGCCGAAGAUUUCGGUGCCCAGAGCCAGGCGUUGAAAAUAGGGUCUGGGCCGUUUCUUUGUCAGAUUCGGACUCUUAGAAUCCGGAGUGUAUGAGACUUAAUCGAGUCUUUUAGUGCAUUUAAUUUUAUGACGGGAUGCGUCUGGGCCCGUUACGAACUCAAGGCUCGUUAGGAUUUUAAUUUAAUACGUAACUCUUAUUUUCGAAUCGUAUUAGGAAUAGGAUUCUCUCGCAACUUCUAUCUCAUUUAGGAUUUAUGUUGGAGUGCAACACCUAAUUCUGACAAGUUUCUAUCUUUUAGGACUUGCCACUUUUAACAACUGCCCAUUACGACAGUUACUAUUUUUAGCAGGUUCCCAUAAAUAGCAGGCUUCUAUAAAUAGCAGGUUUCGGGUGAAAUGAAAAGGGUGAUUGAGAUUCGUUAUUUUAUAGGAGAUGUGUUGUCAAGUGGAGAUUUAUGUUCUCAUCAUCGAACCUUCCCUUUCGGGAAUGGGGACAAAAGUAGGUGUCUACAGUUAGCCCCCACUUUGACUGAGUCUUGGAGUAAGACGAUGGUCAAAAUAUUAGACGGAGUGCGUCACACAAGCCAUGGUGACCUGCUUUUGCGCGGGUCUCACGAGCCCCCGAGUGAUAACAUUUGACUUAAGGGUCAUCACUUGAAGUGUCGACAUAUCCCUCACGUGUCAUUGGGAUUUGUCAACGGAUAGUAUAGAAACUCCCUCACUUUGUCAUUGGAAGUAUCUAAAGAAGCGUAGAAACUCCCUCACUUUGUCAUUGGGAGUAGCUACAGAUGUUUUCGAAAUCAAAGCUAUAAAGUGUAAUUGGGCCUGGCCAAGCCCAACCACGAGGUAAAAAUGUUUUAAAAGAUUCUCAUUUUCAGGGCUAGCUAAACGAGAAAACCCCCUUGUUUUUAUGGGACGUAAAACGAAGGAAAAUCCAGCACAUCGUUCUUUUUUGGAAAAACGGAAAACCAAUCCUUUUAAUUUUUGGAAAAAAGGAAAACCACUCACAUCGUUCUUUUUUGGAAAAACGGAAAACCAGAAAAAGUUAUUGCUGCAGCGACUAAGGACCUGCGCGGUUAGUGACGCAGACCCCGCCGGCUAAAGAUGGCGAGCCUGUCCGCUAAGGGUGGACACCCCGUCCGAUAGAAGUGGACGAAUCUGUUUUUGAAAUUUUGAAAAUAAGGACCUACGCGGCUUGUGACGUAGACCCCGCCGGCUAAAGAUGGCGAGCCUAUCCGCUAAGGGUGGACACCCCGUCCGAUAGAAGUGGACGAAUCUAUUUUGAAAUUUGUUUGUGCUUUUUUGAAAAUAAGGACCUACGCGGUUUGUGACGUAGACCCCGCCGGCUGAAGAUGGCGAGCCUAUUUUGAAUUUGAAGACUUUAUUUUUCGAAAACUGAGGACCUGCGCGGCUAGUGACGCAGACCCCGCCCACUGAAGGUGGGCGAGCCCUGUCCGCUAAGGGUGGACGCCCCGCUCGCUGGAGGUGAGCGAACCUGAAUUCGUCUUUUUGAUUUGGGAUUCGUGUGCCGCGGUCUUGCCUGAUUGAGGUGGAUAAGUCCCUAUUUCAUUUUUUUCUUGUGAUUUCUCUUGAGAAUUUCUUUUUUAUUCAUUCUUGUAGGAGCGAAUUCUUUCGAGGGAUGCUCGGACUUAGUUGUAACCUGAAUGUGGGUUGACAACGGGUUUAGACGGACCUUUGUCUUGUGACCGUCUUCUUUUGUGGUUUUGAGCUAGUCCUUACGGCUCAAUUUUUGCCACCACUUGGUCUUUGAUCAGAGGACCAUGUACAAGUGUCAACGGCGACCUUUCUCCGAGGUCGAAACCGGUUCUUUUGAGUUUAUCCAAAUAUAGGACUGCGUGUAGCGUAGUCCGGGAAUAUGAUUUUGACUCCGCACACUCUUUGUUGGAGUAUAUAUUUUUUUGCGAGCCCCCAAGCACUUGGGCUCGUCGGUCAUUUUUCGCCAAGAGAGGUACGUAUUUUAUAACGUCUUUUAAUCAUGUAUGGGGUUGUGCUCGUAUGUGCGAGCGGCCUUUAUAGUGGUGUGCUAUUUUGGCGAAGUCGUGGAGUGCGACUUCAGUUUCCGGGCGACAAAAAUAAUAUCCGGUUUAGCUUGGCCCGGAUUUAAUCUUUUGACAAACAAAUAUGUUUCAUUUUGAGAAACCAACGACUUAACUAUAUUUUUUGGUGUUUCGAAGAAUGACCUUGAUAUUUAUUUUGCUCAUAUUUGUUUUGAAAAGUGUACACAUAUAUUCUUUGAGACGAGUCUAAGUUUUGACCAAGUUUUGACAUUCAUUUUUGAUAUUUGGGUGCUAAAGGUGCUUUUGGGCUUGAUCUUGAUUGCAAUAGGGCCUCGUGUCUAGCAACACGAUUUUAAGUCCUUUCCUGUUCCGCGUUUUGUGAAAUCUGGGCCUUGGGCUGCAUAAUCAGCGCCCAAGGCAGGGCGUUAAUUAUUUCGGCGCCCAGCCGUGGGCGCUGAAAGUCCUCUCCUGGCGAUUUUUGGUUUUCGGAUUUCUUAACGCGUUUCCGAAUGGGAUCAGGAUGUCACUUGAUGUCUUCAGCUAUAUAUAGGGGCUAGAUACGUCCCUGUUUUCUAUCACUCUCAAUUUUCUUCUCUCUUGCAGUUGCUUAGCUUUAAUUCCUCCUUGCUUUUGUCAUGUCGAUUCCUCCCUUCUCACUCCAACGGGCUGUUAGGCGUUGGCUACGAGCCCUUACUCCUACAGAAAAGGCUUUGUUGAAAGAAUACCACUUAGAGGCACUUUUAGGUUUACAACAAAUUAAUAUUGAUUAUAACUUUCUGCAUGCAGCCCUAAGCUUUUGGGAUUCCGAUCAUCAUGUUUUUGUCUUUCGGGGCAACGAAAUAUGUCCUUUGCUAGAUGAAUUUGCUGCGAUCCUUGGUUAUCCUACUAAUGCUACUCCUGCCACCCCUGGCACCAUUGAAGAGGGUAAAACAACCAUAGGGGCUUUCCUAGGACUAGAUGCUAACAUACUUGCUGAGAUUGUUGAGGGUGAUGAGGUUAAUUUGGCAAAUCUUGUAAAACAUCACUUUAGACCUAGUAAAAAUAUGACCGAACAAAAAUUGAACAUUCGAGCCCUUGUAUUUUGCUUGUUGAAUCAUUAUUUGCUGUCGAAUAACAAUGGUGAGUUCGGUGACAUAAGGUUGAUCCCCUUGAUUAGCCAGAUGGAAAGUUGCUAUUCUAUUAUGCCGUUGGUUGUUGCCGAGACUUUGCUGAGUGCGGAUGAACUGAAGAAGGAUGCCAAAUCUGAACAUUUUAAGGGGAGCCCCCUAUUGCUGCAGAUUUGGCUCAUGGAACGACUUAGGCUCUUAGAAAUUCCUGCCGAUCCUAAACAUUAUCGCCCUAUAGCCUUGGGUAACCGGAAGUGUUUGCACCGAGGCCAGGACGAGGCCGAGUGGGCCUCCUUUUUUACUCAUGGUAUCUGUUCUAUUAAGUGGGUGGUACCGUGGUGGGGCUUUGACUACUAUGACGGGGGGGGUCUGAUGUAUCGGUUUAUGUUUCUUUGUUGGGGCUAUCCCGGCCCAUUUAUAUCUUUCCUUACCGAGUCAUGCGUCAAUACGGCUUAAGGCAGACUAUCCCCUUUUCUCAUACGGUACCACCUAAAGUAGCGGCCUUUUCACAAGCACGGGUUCAAGCAUGGGCUAAGUAUUAUGAUGGUCUCCCGCGUUGGGCCGUAGCUACAAAUGGCUUUGUGGGUCUUUUUGAAAACUACAAGUUGUGGAUGAGCUCCGAUGAUAAAGCUGUGAGGACCGAGGCUCGAAAUGGGGAGCCGGCUAAGCUUUUGAUACCUCGUAUUCGGGUUAGAUAUGAGGGUCGUGAUUCUGCCAAUCCUCGCACUCAUGGUAUUAAGACUGUGAAAGCUCGUCCUGAUCGAAAGCGAAAGGAAGUUCCUCCCCGUUCCAGUUCUAGGCCUAAGAAGAUGCCUAACAUGAAGGGGCCUGCCAUUGCUAAAAGAAAUGCAGGCUCUCGCGGAGAUCGUCGCCGGAACAAUGUAUGGGUUAGGAAGGCUCAGCCGCCUGUAGAAACAGUGACUAAUCCAGUUGAUGUUGAUAAUCCUUCUCCCACCAUUGUCUGUGCCCUUGAGGCUGAGCGGGCUAUAACUGAGAAUGUUUCUGAAGUCUUGGCAUCUUUGGAAGUUAGUGUCCAGGAGCCGGUUCUUAUGGAGAUUGAUAUAGGGGCAGCGCAGAAGACUGUGGGGGUGGAUCCUGCGAACAUUGCCCUCUACAAGACUUUAUUUGAUGAUCCGGAAGAACUAGAAUAGUGUAGUUCUUGCUAGGGUGUAGGUGCCCUUUAUUUAUUUCAGUUGUGUUUGUUUUUUCCUUCUUAGCACUUUUGUUUUCCUUCUUAUUAUUUUUUUUAAUAAAGGCGUAUUUUAUUUUUUUACUUUCGUUUUUGUUUCUCCCUUUUUUUUAUAUUUUAUAUGUGUCUAACACUUUUGCACAAUGUAUAUAUGUUUUUUAUUUAAUUGGACCGAAUCCAUAAAUAUGAUUGCCUACGUAUCUUUGUUAGAAUCAGGUCGCGCGUAGUUCUAACUAGAAUAAAUUCUAGGAUGCCGGAUUUUAAUAGAUAUGCCCUGAGGUGGAAACAUAUUAUUUAAUCGGUCAAAUGAGUGAAGUAUCAUCAUUAUUUUCGUCUGCUGUUUUCGCCGUAAGCCGCGUAUAAAAAUGAAAUUCCAUGUGUUUUUUUGUACGGCUAUAUUUUUUUUGGUACGCAUAUCUGGAUACGUGCUGUACCCCCCAAGUGUUCGUUAUUUUUCCGUUAUGUGUGGAUAAAAUGAUGAGCACUUCUGAAAAUAAGUUAAGCAAGCAGAGAGUUUCAACGCCCAGGCUGGGGCGUCAGAGAUUUCGGCGCCCAGCCCUGGGCGCUGAAAAUGAUUUCUGGGCGGUCGUUUUGACGCUUUGCUUCACAUGUUCUUGCAUUUAUUUCUUUUUUCUUCGUUUUGUGCUUUGCUUUUUACUCGUAUUAAAAUCAAUUUUGAGGCUAUUUCUGAGGCAUUUUUGACUGUCAACGUGAGACGUUUUUUUGUCCGGAUUAAUUUUUUCUAUUCGUGACUCGAAACGGUUUUGGGAAUUGGGUUAGUGUGCGGAAGAUAUGAAGAUCUUCUUGUAGGCUUUUGAGUGGGCUGAGGUGCGUGUUGAUGCCGGGGGCGGUGUUUAUUUUUAUGAGUUUUUUUUUUGGAGCAACAUUUGCAUGGUUUCUUUUGCUUUCUUUGGGUUGCAUGGGUUAGACCCUUAUGUUUUGGUAAUGUGGUUCAUUUUGGGGUUUGAUGAAUUUCGAUGUCACGAUUCAAGACCGAGUGGGCCUUGUUUAUUGGGCCUAGAGUGGGCUGCCUCUUUGCAAGUACGUUUGGUGCUCAUUUAGUGUUAGAAUAAAAGAUUUUAGGAGAAAUAUUACGCCUUUAUUAAUUUGGAAAGUAAGGAAAACACACUGCAAUAAAAUUAACCUAUAUUAUUAGGGGUCUUAGGAUCAUCUAAAGCCUUUUUUUUUUUUCUACCAAUCUAAAGAACUACUAGGCGCUUUUUUACUAAGGUGCUCUAUAUGGCUCAAGCUUUGGGUUCAGUCUCGUAAAACUUUGGUCCUUCACCGGUACUCAUCUUGAAUUCUAUUCCUUUUGCGUUGACCCACUGAUAUGUCUUCACCCAUCCGUUCUCGAUCUCUUCUAGUGUUGAUGCAGGCACUACAAGAAAAUGACCAUUUAGCGACGGAUUUUUGUAACCGUACAAAUAUCGGUUGCUAAAUUACUACUGGUCAAGUGUCAGUCGCCACUUUGGUACGGAAGUAUUUUCGGUCCCUAUUUAGCUUCGAAUUAUCAUUCAGUCACAACAAUCUGUAACAAAUUACCUACCAAGCAUACGUUGGUCACUAAUUAUUUACCGAAAUAAUUUUAGUCACUAUUUAAUUACCAACAAAAUUUCAGUCACAAAUUUCAGUCACUAAAUAAUUACAGAAAUACUUUUUAGUCACUAUUUUGAUAUAAAAAAAUUCAAUCCCUAUAUAGCGACAAACACGAUUUCAGUCGCAAUGCGUUAGUCACAAAACAAGGACUAGCUAAUUUUCUGUCACUUAUUAGUUACAGUUAAUGUUCUGUCACAAAUUCCAGUCGCAAUUUUAUUACCAACUAAAUUUCAGUCACUAAUUAACCACUGAUUAAAUUAUGGUCCCUAUUCCACUACGAAUAUAAUAUUGACUAUAAUUUUUCGAGUAAAAUAAGACAUGAGUGUGCUUGUACUUACGUAUAAAACCAAUACAAACACGAAUUUAACCAAACUAUAUAUUCACGUACGACACGACAAGUUAAAUAUAUGUAAUCUUGUACUUCCUUUGUUCUUGAAAGUUUUCCAUUUCUUUGGGCACGUACACUUAUCAAUGCACAUUUUGUAGCGUUAAUAUCUCUAAUUACAUGUUAGGAAAAAAUAUGAAUUUUUGAUAUUUUUAAAAUACUGGCCGAGACGAAAUAAACAAUACGUACCCACAUGAUUACAUUUUUUCUUACAUAUCCUAUAUAAUAAUAAAAAAAGUCAUUGGCUUAUGUGAGGCCUCCAAAUCUCCAAUGAAGCAAUUCUAUACACUCCCGCCAAAAGUACUUAAAUCUCUCCUAAACAACCAUCACAAAAUUCAAAAAUUGAAUAGACAAACUCCCAUUUAAUAACUUCCCAAAUAAAACUUACGUAAAAACAAAAGUCACCUAAAUUUAUGGUACACUUUCUCUCUCUCUCUCUCUCUCUCUCUCUCUCUCUCUCUCCUCAAUUUGUAAAAGCUUUAUUUUCCCCUUUGUACCACGGUUCACGGCAACACAAGAAGAAUGCACAUUCGAAAUUUCCAAAAGGGACAAGCUGCACUUUCUAUUGUUUUGAUUUCAGAAUGUUUAAAACCAUAUAUGUUCUCUAUCAAUCGAAUUGCUUUUUUUAUUUAAGAUGAAAUUUUGUUGUUUGGGGAGUACUCGUCUAUGCCCAUGUCGUUGAUUGCUACUAUAUGGGAUUGAUCGGAUUGGGCCACCGAUGGAGGCCUGUAUAAGAUCAACCACGAAUAUGACCCGUUUGUGGCCGAAUUUUCCGGCGUUGUGACCCAUGGGUGUGCAUUCGACCCAAUACAAAUUCCAACAGGAUGCGGUGAAACAGGUUGCGGUGAAAUAAAACUUGAAGGAUUACGAGACUAUGAGGAUCGAGUUUAGGAGGCAAUAACUGACAUACUCCUAUUGCAGUGAUAAGAAGAGGUAUACCACACCUUUGCCUGAGUGUUUGGUUGGUCCAACAGGUGGACUUGUGUAUUAUUAGGCCAAAUAAGUUUCUAUAUGGUUUUUAAUAUUUUCAACUAAGUUAUUCAUUUGGAGGAUUAUAAUUCAUUCUCCAUUCAUUUGAUUCAUAUUCAUGUUAUUGAAAAAUGGUUGUAAAAGAGGGACGGAUCCAGGAAUCCAGUAAAGGGGUCCAUUUUUUAUUUUAUUUUUUGUACCU